AUGACUUCCUAUGAUGAAGAGGUAAUCCGCCAGGAGGUUGCGGUCAUUGGGGCAUUGGCCCGAGGGCUGAACCAGUUCCUCAACGACUUGUCACCCAAUGACCUGCGUCGACACUCCGCGUGCGACGCAUGGACCGUGCGCGACGUGGCCGGCCACCUCACCAACCGCGCCGAACGGCAGAUCACCAGCAUGACCCGCGGACGCGAGGGCGACUCGGGCCCGCCGCCCGGGUUCAGUGCUCCGUCGGACAUGAUGGCAAUGUCGGCCGCCAACGCGGACGCCGACAUCGCCUACUCCAUUUCCAUGGGCGACGAUCUGCUGCCCACCUUCGAGCGGCGCUAUCGGGAACUGCACCUGCUGCUGAACAGUUUCGGCGGCGACGAUUGGCGCUGCGCCUGCUGGCAUCCCCGCCGGGGCACCAUGACGGCGCGCGAAUACGUCAGCCAGCGCAUCCAGGAGCUCGCAGUGCACGACUGGGACAUCCGGAGCGCGUUUCGAUCCGCAGGCUCCCCUGCAUCCGGACGCGAUCCCCGUGUUGUUGGGGAUGUCCGCGCGCUGGCUCCGGUCGGCGCGGGCCUCCAUCCUAACCUCGACGACAUCGACAUGGUGGUCGCCUGCAACGCCAACACGUACCUGUUGCUGGCCUAUGGCCGCGUCGACGUGGACACGGCGGCGAACAGCCUGGUCGCCAUUGGAGAGGAAGGGCUGCUCGAGCGGUUCGCCAGUUGGAUGGUGGGGUUCUAA
Messenger RNA from Geodia barretti, 744 nucleotides. Lineage: Eukaryota; Metazoa; Porifera; Demospongiae; Tetractinellida; Geodiidae. The record is from the annotation of a GenBank genome assembly.